This is a messenger RNA of Cuscuta europaea, 5606 nucleotides long. The record is from the annotation of a GenBank genome assembly. Lineage: Eukaryota; Viridiplantae; Streptophyta; Magnoliopsida; Solanales; Convolvulaceae.
UAGCUAUUUUUACAUAUAAUUUUUUCUUUAUUUUAUUAAUAAAAUAUACGUAGUAUUUUAAAAUUAUUUUUUAUUUAAAUCAACAGAAUCAGCCAAUGUAGACACUUCCGUCAGCACUUCAUAAAUUUCACCAGAAUCAAUCAAAUCAACCGAUUUUCGUGCUACCAAACGGGCUCCGCUAGCUCAGCUCAGCUAGCUCGUAAAUACUAAAGCAGCUCCCAGCAUCCCCUAUUCCCAUGCAUGCAUGGUGAAUAAUUUUCUCAUAAAUAAAAGCAAAGGAAAUAAUAAAUGAGAUUGCCAUCAAUUGAUAAUGACAUAUAUGAGCUCGUAAAUACUCCCCUAAAGCAGCUCCGGCCCAUCCCAGAUACCCAUGCAUGCAUGCGGCAUAAUUGCUUAUCGUAUACAUCUUCGUGAUGUGUAUAAAUUAAAACCCCGACCUUUCACGCAGAUCCUGAAGAUUUAUACAAUCGUAUCAAAAAUCAUACGGUGAGUCCAAGUGAUAUGAAGAUAUUAAAAGGUAAGUUUUUAUUUUCAAUUUAAGGGAAGGAGACUACCACAUAAAAAGUGGAAUUUUUUCAAUAUGAUGUUGAAGGUAUUUAAAGAGGCAAGGAUUGAGGUUGGGAAGGAGACUACCACAUAAAAAUUUGAGGGCACUGCCUACACGAAGGGCCACGAAUGGGUAUUUGGUCACUUCCCAAUUUGGUCAGACCUUCGGCUUGGACGGUUAUCUGAAGAAGUCCAUGUUUCCUGAAAAUAAAACUUCAAAGGUAUUCCCUCUUUUUGUUAUCUAUUAAUACGUUGUAUAUUCCAUUUUUAUGACGGCAUGUUUUUACUUUUUGACUGUUUUUGAAGUAUAAUUAUCAGGUCAACCAUUCCACAAAAUUGAGACAUACGAAGUAUAUAUAUACAACAAUACCAUAGUUAUUAUUUAUUGAGAGAAAGUAAACUUGCUGUCAAAAAAAAAGAGAAAGCAAACUUAUAUGUCCCUAUAACUGAAGCUUCGUUUUUUAGAACUCGAUCUAUUUAAGAAACAUUUCGAAUCUUAAAACAUCCUAUAAUUUAAACUUCGUUUUUUAAACUUUGUAUACGCAAUAUUGAUAUGAUAUGAAAGACUUUUUUUAAGCAAUCAUACGAAAGAUUAUUAAACGUUAUGUGGUAUGAAUUUUGAUAUACUUUUUGUAAAAAUUGGAAUACAUAUAGCUAAGAAACAACACAAUAAAAAAUGAAAUUCUAGUUUUUCGCUCACCCUGCUGCACCAAGGUGCUCCCAAGCCCCCUUAACCAAAUGCAUUAGGAUUCUAGUACGUAGUAACUUUUCUCUAAACCCCAUUUCAUUCGAAACAAGGGUUUACAAAUGUCUGAAUAAGGCUUUUCUAAAAUGCGUUUGAAAAUUUGCUCAAUAAUAAUAGUGCUUGACACGAAUACAAAUCCAUAAAAAUUAGGAAAAACGAUAAGAAUAAUUCCAACUAUUACUCACCUCCUCUAAAUAAUCUAAUCUAAUGUAUCAAUUAUCUCAAAGUAAUCCCAAUUAUGAAAUAAAAUUCUCAAAAUGCUCUAGUAACUUACAUUAACCCGUAAAUAUUAUAAGUCAUUUAUGGGUUAUUACAAGUGAUGAGUGGAUCAUUUCAAGAAUUUUACUAAAUAGUUGAGAUUAUUUUGAGAUAAUCGGUAUUUUCUAUUAUUUAAAGCAGGUCACUAAUAGUUGAGAUUCUUGUCCAUUUUUACUAAAAAUUAAUACUAAUAGUAUAAUCAUAUAAUAGAAGAGGCACUCGUCAAGUGGUUCUUUGAUGAAGGAAAGGUCCAUUUGAUUGAUCCAAGGGACGAGCCAUUCUGGUGGAUAUAUUAUAUUUCGUUCUGUAUUUGUUUUUUCGAACGAUUUCUCUCGGUAUUUGUGAAAUAGCUCGAACGUGCCCAAUAGCUAGAAUCUGUCGGUAUAUAUUUGGAUAUUUCUCUAUAACUAUUGUUUCAAUGAUUUCGCAACACGAUGGUAAAUACUAGUAUUAAAGUUCAUAGAAUAUGUUUGGUAAAGAGUUUUUUCCCGAACAGAGGUACUUUUCAAACUUAUUUCUCGAAUAUGGGUACUUUUCAAUUUAUUCCCCAAAUGAAGGUACUGUUCGCAAUGUCAUCAUUCCAGCAAUUCCACAUCAUACUAGCUAUUCCAUGUCAUCCCAAGUAUUACACGUCAUCCAAUUUAAGUGUUCAAGGAUACUUUUAUUGAAAAAUUAAAAAUCGGAACAUCACAAGGAAUUGAACCUUCGACUAGCGGCUAAUUAAGCAUGCCUUUUAAUUUGUAGCGAUUAACAUUAAACUAGUACCUUGGGAUGGCAUCCAUUCUCUUUUUAACAUAUUUGAAUACCGCUUUUAAAGUUCAGGAUUGAGCUUCUUCCAAAAAAAGUUCAGGACUGAUCUAAGCUCGGCACCAAUUUUUUUCCUAAUUUUAAUUAAUAAAGAUUUUUUUCUUUAAAAAAAAUAAAGAUUUUUUUCUUAGAUAAACUUCAUACAAUUGUUUUCAUAUUAACAAAAUUCUAUAUUUAUUAGGGUGCUAGAGCCUUUCAUGUCAUUUAGUUAUUAUAAAUUUUAAUUAGGUUUUUAUUCUUUAAUUGAGUAUCUCAAAUUUACAAUUUAUUUUAUUAUAUAAUUACUUUAGAAAGAAGCAUAUAUCUCUAAAUGAACGAGUAAUACACAGGAAGGUAAAUAUUUAUGUUCUGGGAUUUAAAUCUUAGUAUUUCAAAUUUAACUAAAACAUAACAUGUAACAAUUUAACUCAAAUUCGAGCAUUUUAAUGAAUAUAAUCAAUAAAAUAGAGGUCGAUUAUUCAAAUUUGUUAAAACGAGACUGUACACCACUUGACGCCUCUGGUGUAGUGGUCAUCUCUACAAAUGAAAAGGCAUGCCUUGCUGCUGUCGAAGGUUCAAAAUCUUUCGAAUUCCAAUUUUCAAUUUUUUUUCUUUCAAAAAAGUAUCCUUAAUUACUUCAAUUGGAUGAGGUGGAAUACUUGGGAUGACAUGAAAUAGUUAACAUGAUGUGGAAUUGCUGGGAUGAUGACAUAGCGAAAAGACGCUCAUUUGGGAAAUAAGUUUAAAAGUACCCCUAUUCGGGAAAUAAGUUUGAAAAGUACCCAUGUUCGGGAAAAAACUCGUUUGCUAACUCUUUCUUCCAAGUUGUAGAUGCUGGAUUUUGUUGUUUCUUGAAAUUGGACCAUACUUUGUUGCAUCGUUGUCAUAUUCAUGGCAAUUGAUCGAAUUAUGUCUUCGGUGGACAUGUUCAAGUUCGAAGUUUGGCCUUGUUGUUUAUAUUGUUGAGGGGGAAGAUUUGAUGGUUGAGGAGGUUGAGAGUUUCCGUACCUUAAAUUAGGAUGAUCCCUCCAUCCCGGAUUAUAGGUGUUGCUGUGAGGGUUAUACCUCUUUUGAUUUUGAAACCCCAAAGCAUUGACUUGUUCGGAGUUCUCCUCUUGUAGCAUUGGGCAAGAGUUGGUGGGGUGCCCUUGUGUCUAGCAUAUGCCGCAGACCUUGAAUUCUUGAGUUUUUGGAUUUAAGAGAAAAUCUUUAACCAAAGAAGUCAAGCCGGCUACUUGACUUUCCAACGAGUUAUUGGAUUCCGCCGCCAUAACUCGUUUUGAUGACCGCCAAUCAUAGUGUCUACAAUUCUCGGCCAACUCCGAGAUAAGGUUUCUAGCUUGAGAAGGAGUCUUGUUGACAAUCCCCCCUCCACACGCGACGUUGAUCAUCCACCUAUCUUCAUUGCAAGCACUAUCAUAGAAGUAUAAGAUGAGGUCUUGCUCCGAAUAGCCGUGGUAUGGACAGCUUGCACAAAGUUUCUUGAAUCGUUCCCAAUAUUCGUAGAACGAUUCAUCAUCCUUUUGCUCCACAUUGCUAAUCUGCUUUUUUAGAGAUGAGGACACAGAGGCAAGGUAAUACCUUUCGAGGAAAGCUUUCUUCAUGGCCGCCCAUGUACCUAUACUUCCCGAAGGAAGAUAGAAUAGCCAAUCCUUUGUGGUAUCCUUUAAAGAAAAUGGAAAAGCCCACAAUUUGAUUUGUUCUUCCGUCACACCGUUUGGACACAUGCUUGUGCAAACGACGUGAAACUCCGAGAGGUGUUUGUUCGGAUCCUCUCCUCUCAGGCCAUGGAAGGAUGGCAGCAGAUGAAUGAGCCCAGAUUUUAGCUCAAACGUAUUACCCUCAUCAAGUGUAGGGAAGGUAAUACACAGUGGUUGUUGAUUCAAGUUCGGAGCUGUGAGCUCCCUCAGUGUUCUCGUUUCAAGAGCCAUGUGAAAGGACUCUUCGGAUUCGCUAGAACUAGAGCUAGCGGUGUAUGAAUCUCUGGUAGAUGAUUCUUCCGAGUCGGUAUUAGAAAAUUUACUUUUCAACCGCUCGAAAGUUUGUUCUAUUUCGGGGUUGGUGUGAUAGGUGAUUUUGUUCAGUGAGCGAUAUUUAACCAUAUACUUCAAAGCUCAGAAAUAGAAAAAUAAGAACUCUUUAUAUUUCAAUGGAAGCUCUUUAGAGGCAUUUUACCUAUUUCAGACAAUCUUAGAAGAUUUCAGAUGGUGCUUCAACCCUCAAUGUGCCCUAUUUGUAGAAGAAAUAAUGAUACUACCGAUCAUAUUUUCUAUGGUUGCUCAUUCUCUAAUAAUAUUUGGAAUUACUUUGCUAGGAUCUUAAAUAUUCCUAUCCCCACUAAUCUUCUUUCAGUCAGAAAUAUAUUUUUUGUUUGGUGGCUUGAAGCAGGAAGCAAAACCCUCACUGAUGUUUUCAGACAUAAUCUUCCGGGCAUUAUCAGCUGGCAUAUUUGGAAGGUUUACACUGACCUAAUCUGGGGUUCUCUUCUUUCUAUCCCUACGGUUGAAAAUAUUAUCUGGAGAAUCAAACUUUAUACUCAAACCUGGGUUCAGAGUUUCAAUUCUUCUAAAUUUUGUUCCAUCGAUAAGAUUCUUUAUGAGGAAAAUCUCAUCCCCAGUAACUUUAAAUCUAAUAUGGUUCUUCAACCUAUUCGAUGGAUUAAGCUUAAGAGAGGUCUUAAACUCAACGUUGAUGCGGCGUAUUUACCUGGAAAAGCUUCCGGUGACGCAAUCUUGAGAAAUGAACUUGGAGUUUUCAUCGGAGCUAUCUCGUUUCCCAUGGUAACUUGCUCCAAUCUUCACGUAGAACUGCUUGCACUCCUAAGGGCAACAACAUGGGCUAUUAAUGAAGGAUUUGGGAGCUUUCAGGUUGAAUGUGAUGCUAAGGAGAUUGUGGAUUACGUUUCAGGUAGGAAGAGGGAUCGGUGGAUGGAGGAGAUUGAUGGCUUCAGGCGGUUAUGUUUUAGGAAAGGCAUCCGAUUCCGACAUAUCUUGCGAGAGGUUAACGAGCUGGCCCAUUUGCUUGCUCGACUCUCUUCAGCCCAUUUUAGGCAUUGGUCUGAUCUGAAUUUGUUACCUGGGCCCGUUAAGAGUGCUGCUACUUUAGAUCUGUUUGGUUUACCUUCUUUUAGAUUUAUGACUUAAAUUGUAUUUUUUGGUGAAAGAGGUAUUGGUAUAGUCCCCCUCUUUUUGUUAUCUUUCUUCUUCUUUAAUAAAACCCGACAAAUGUCCCCCGGCAUUUGUCCCACUAAUUUUGGUGGUUUGCCUUCCGG